AUGGAUUCUGUCAUGAUUUUCAUGGCCUUACUCUCCAUCUUAUUCCUAUACUUUAACAUCCGUCGUCGUCCCGCCUCCAGACUGCCGCCGGGGCCGUACCCAUUUCCGGUAAUGGGAAACAUCCUGUCACUAGGCUCAAGCCCACACAUUUCCUUAGCAUCCCUCUCCAAAAUCCAUGGCCCAGUCAUGUCCCUCAACUUGGGAAACAUGACCACUAUUGUGGUGUCAUCGCCGGACACUGCCCAAAAUAUACUCCAAAAAAAUGACCGGAUAUGCUCCGGCCGACAUCUCCCUGACAUCUUCAAAGUCCUCGACCACAACAAGUACACUUUUGUUUUCGGCCCCGCGAAUAGCCAAUGGCGAACCCUUCGUAAAAUCAUCAAAGAAAACAUGUUUUCGCAGCCGCAGAUGGACGCAAAACAGGGCUUCAGGCUAAAAAAGGUGGAAGAACUCAUAGCCUUCGUGCGUCGGAGCUCCGUCGUGAAAAUAGGUGACGCCGCCUUCACCACGACGCUGAAUUUGCUGUCGGACUUGUUCUUCUCGAUGAAUUUAGCUCACUACGAUUCGAAUUUUUCUCGGGAGUUCAAGGAUCAUUUGAGGAUGGCGCUGGAAAUCGGAGGGUCUCGUAAUUUAGCGGAUUACUUCCCUAUAUUUAGGUUCGUUGAUGUACAAGGCCUAAGGCGGCGUGGCAGAUUUCAUUUAUCAAGAUUGAUUUGUAUAUUUGAGGAGAUCAUCCAACAUAGGAUAGAAUCGAAGGAAACCAAGAAUGAUUUUCUAGACGCGCUCAUCAAUCUCUCCCAAGAGACUCAUGACUCAACUCUCACCAUCAACGGCAUAUCCCAUUUGUUUAUCGAGUUGUUCGGUGCAGGGACAGACACAAUAUCGAGCACGGUAGAAUGGGCGAUGACAGAAUUACUUCGUAAUCCUGAUAAACUGAAAAAAGCUCAAGGAGAGCUGAGAGCAUUUGCAGGCGAUAAACUAAUAAUUGAAGAAUCAGAUAUAUCAAAAUUACCUUAUAUACAAUUAGUUGUGAAAGAAACGUUAAGACUUCAUCCUCCCAGUCCUUUCAUGGUUCCUCACAGGGCCGAAGCCGAGUUUGAGAUAGUAGACAUGGAGGGGAAGUAUUUGUUUCGUGUUCCGAAAGAUGCUAAAAUUUUAGUAAACAUUUGGGAAAUUGGUCGUGACCCAAAAGUGUGGGAAGAUCCACAUGCGUUUAUACCGGAGAGAUUUUUGAAAAGUGAAUUUGACUUUAAUGGUCAAGAUUUUAGGUUCUUCCCAUUUGGGUCCGGAAGAAGGAGCUGCCUUGGUAUGGUUUUGGGAGAGAAGAUGGUGCAUAUGCUAUUGAUCUCUUUGUUGCUCUCUUUCGAUUGGAAACUUGAAGAGGGAAUUAACCCUCAAGAUAUUGAUAUGGAUGAUAAAUUUGGUAUUACAAUGGAAAAGGCUAUACCUCUUAGGGCUAUUCCCAUUCCCAUUCCCAUCAAAUCUUGA
This is a messenger RNA of Impatiens glandulifera, 1488 nucleotides long. RefSeq names its product cytochrome P450 76T24-like. Gene Ontology annotation, molecular function: iron ion binding; oxidoreductase activity, acting on paired donors, with incorporation or reduction of molecular oxygen; heme binding. The transcript is spliced from 2 exons. The record is from RefSeq and is a predicted model, not a curated record. Bases 1 to 1488 code for a protein of 495 amino acids. Lineage: Eukaryota; Viridiplantae; Streptophyta; Magnoliopsida; Ericales; Balsaminaceae.